Cuscuta europaea is the source of this 2626-nucleotide messenger RNA. Lineage: Eukaryota; Viridiplantae; Streptophyta; Magnoliopsida; Solanales; Convolvulaceae. The record is from the annotation of a GenBank genome assembly.
UACAUACAACAACAACAGCAAUCAUCACCAUCAUCUAGGUUUUCUGCUUCCUGUACCAGUUCACACUCUGAUUCAUUUCACCAUGUGCUGCGUCACGUUCCUCCGCUGCCGCUGAAGAAGAAGAACCCGCUGAGCUGGCGGUCAACGAACGAUCAGUUAACCACAGUCAAUGAUGAUGGAUCACUCGCAGCCGGCUGCAGCUCCCCCGGCAGUGGCCGCUGAUUCUGCGAUCGCCGCUGGACAUGAUAGGAGGUCUUCCGUGGCGGAGAAGAGGAAGCGAGGCCGGCCACCGAGGGGGCAGGCAAUCGCUAAGCCCCCCCCACUUAGGAAGAUGAUGGAGGAGGAAGACGUUUGUUUCAUCUGCUUCGAUGGUGGCUCUCUCGUUCUCUGCGAUCGCAAGGGCUGCCCAAAAGCAUACCACCCAGCUUGUAUUAAGCGGGAUGACUCAUAUUUCAGCUCAACCGCGAAGUGGAAUUGUGGUUGGCAUAUAUGCAGUGUGUGUCAGAAGUCUUCCCACUAUAUGUGCUACACAUGUACAUUCUCAUUGUGCAAGGUUUGCACAGCAAGCACUGAUUACUUCAGUGUCAGAGGAAACAAAGGUUUUUGCUCUACAUGCAUGAAAACUAUCAUGCUGAUUGAAAACAAAGAUGAAGUAAUUAAAGAGAAGGUACAUGUAGAUUUCGAUGAUAAAACCACAUGGGAGUAUCUUUUUAAGGUAUACUGGAUUGACCUAAAAGGAAAGCUAUCACUGACACUAAAUGAUCUUUUGCUAGCCAAACGACUCAGAAAAGAAACCCCUCCUACUUCUUCCUCAAUCAUUGGUGGUCAGGUAGAUCAGGCAGAGGUUAGACGUUGUGGGUCUGAAACUUCAAAUGCAACUCUUCCCAUGGAGAACCGAAUUCCAGGUGGUGGUUGUAACAGUGAAGAAACACAACAGUUGUGGUAUUACCGUGAUCCCACGAGUACUGUGCAGGGUCCAUUUUCAAUGAUUCAGUUGGGUGGUUGGAGUAAAGCGGGGUUUUUCCCUCCUGAUUUGAAAGUGUGGAAAAACAAUGAGCAUGAUGGGUCAGUGCUACUAACUGAUGCAUUACUCCAUAAACCUCCCAAAAUCCCUGGUAGUGUAGUAGUUCAAGCAUUGGACCUUCGAGGAGUGUCAAAUGUAAAUUUAGGUGAAAAUAAACAGAAGAAAGAAAAUGUGUGUUUGGAUGGUGGUGAUGAAUGUGCGCGGACAGAUGACUCAGGCACUCAGUCUUUCUUGGAUUUGCUAAAGGGUAAAAUUUCCUUGUCCGAGAAAUCCCAAGCCGGGCACCAAUUUCAUUUAUCGAGUCAUGGACCACCCGAAAAGAGACCAGGUGUUGAAUUUCAGGCAAAUGUUCCCAUUCUGGACCAUCAUGAAAUGCACUAUAAUUCCCAGGCCUGUUUAAUUCAAUCGACAGGACAAAACUGGGAAUCUGUGUCCCUAACAACCUCAAAAAAUGUGCCUCAGGCCACACAUUUUGCAUCAGUCACCACUAAGCUGGAUGCCCCCCCUGAGCAGAACGUUAGGAUAAGCUUCACCGCCCUCCUCAAUGACUCUUCACCAACAGCGGGCGGUGAUAAGAGUUGGGAAGUCCAAGCAGCCGAGGAGCUGCUAUCAUUGUCAUCAUGCUUUCCUAACCAACGCCCCAAUCUCCACCAUGAUCAUCCUAGCCCCUCACCUAGCGGCGAAGAUCAUCAAUAUGGCCGGAAUGUGGAAACCAAAGAACAUUCUUCUUCAAACCUCCCGUCUUGGAGCAGUGCUUCCAGUAUAGCUGUUAACGAAUGGGAUUCCGGUCUGGUCACUAAUAACUUGCCACAAAAACCGCUUGAAACUGCAGGCACGCCCACUUCAAAUGCUGACCAUCUGAUGAAUUCCUCUCCAUCUCAUCUGACCUUGAAUGUGUCCAGCUGGCAGCCAAUCGAGUUCACUACCCUAGAUGAGGAGUCCGUGUCUGACCUAUUGGCUGAAGUCGAUGCCCUUGAGUCCCAAAGUGGCUUGGGUUCACCAGCUUCCGCCCUGAGAUGCAGCAAGGAAAUGAUACCAAAGUUCAAGAAUGAGUACUUUAACUUCUUUGAGGAACUCAGCCCGAUGCCAGAUCCCUCUAAAACCGGCACCUUUAGCUCUCUGCAUUGUGACCGAUGAUAUCGUUCUCAGCCAAACACAAAUCUGAGCUCUUCUAGAGCAUAUUUCAGAACCUCCUGGAAGCAUAUUGCGUCUGAUUUAUGUGGGCGGUUUCGUUUUUUGAAGAGCAUUUUGAAGUUGUAUCUGUAACCAGUGUUGUAACUUUAGCUGGAAAAAGCUCCGUCAGAAAUGGCACAAAGGAACAAACGGAAUAGCUUGAAAAAUAAUUUUGCUGUUUAAACAACGGUGGGAUAGAGGGAAGAGAGUAGUAUUACCUUUCUGCUCUCAUUUAAUCAUUAGCAGAAAUGUUUUGUACUUGUAACUGAUGAUAGACUUGACUUAUUAAUGUUGUGUAUCAAUCAGAUGUAUAAGAAACAUGACAUGCAAGCCCAUUCUUUUCACUUUAAUUUAUUGGGAGAAAGAACAAAAUUGUACACUAUCGUUAAGCGUGAAUGUCUUUUUAUAGGCCACUACGGUUUCAAGCAC